Molecule: messenger RNA, 2680 nt
Organism: Chelonus insularis
Lineage: Eukaryota; Metazoa; Arthropoda; Insecta; Hymenoptera; Braconidae
Gene: Tsr1
Product: Tsr1 ribosome assembly factor
Exons: 8
Coding region: 138-2441 (767 amino acids)
Biological process (GO): endonucleolytic cleavage of tricistronic rRNA transcript (SSU-rRNA, 5.8S rRNA, LSU-rRNA); ribosome biogenesis; maturation of SSU-rRNA from tricistronic rRNA transcript (SSU-rRNA, 5.8S rRNA, LSU-rRNA)
Cellular component (GO): preribosome, small subunit precursor; nucleus
Molecular function (GO): GTPase activity; U3 snoRNA binding; GTP binding
Source: RefSeq, a predicted model, not a curated record
CAAUAUUGUUUGAUCAGUUGGAUUAUAACCCACGUGGAUGAUAGAGUUAUUAAUUAAUUGUUUUGUAAAAAAUAAUGUUAUAAGUAUUGUUGAAUAGUGUUUUUAUUUCAAUUAGUACGAAUUACAAAGAAGAAAACAUGGGAGCAUUAAAAAAAAUUCAAAAGGCGCAUAAAACUGGAAGACAUAGAAGCAAGCGUGAGAUCAGGCGAGUUACAGGAGGAAAAGUGGACGUGAAAAAACUUACCACACGUGCUAAGGCAGAAAGUAGCAAACAAGUGCGUCUUAACCAAGCUCAACAAAUUCGUAAGGCUAAACGUGACGGGAUAGUUGCUAAAAAAAGAAAUUUUGGAAGUGAUUUAGCUGCUCCAAUAUUGAUAUCUGUAAUUCCUCUUAAUGAAAACAUAGAUAUUAACAGUAUCGUAUCUAUUUUUGAAAAAAGUGAGGAUUCUCAAACUAUUGUUAAAAAAAGCUCACAAGGAAAUAUUCACAUCAGUUUGAAAAAAUGGAAGAAAAGGUUUUGCCUCGUUACUCCUUCUCCUGAUAAUAUUUUUGAAAUCCUUGAUGUUAUAAAAGUAUCAUCUAUAGUUUUAUUUGUAUUAAAUGAUGAUAUAGAUGAUUGGGGAGAAAACAUAUUGAAGUCCUGUAUUCCUCAACAAUUACCGACUACUAUGGUUGUAUUUUCUAAUACAGACAAACAUUCCAACGUCAAACAGCAGAAUCAAAACAUUCGAAAAAAAGUAAAAGAAGCAAUUACUAAAUUUUUGCCUGAUCCCAAUAUCAGAGCCUUAAAUAAUACUAUGGAUGCAACAAAUUUGUUAAGAAUCAUCAGUGAACAAAAAGAAACACCUAUACAUUAUAGAGAUUGUAGACCUCAUCUAAUUGCUGAAAAAGUCGAAUAUAUUCCAUGUGAGAAAGAUAAUCUAACUGGCACAUUAAAAGUAACUGGUUACAUACGAGGCAAAGCUUUAUCAGCGAAUAAUUUAGUUCAUAUUCCUGAAUUUGGAGAUUAUCAGUUGGUGCAGAUUGAUGCACCAAUAGAUCCAUUUCCAAUUGAUCCAUUAAGGGAUGUAGAUAAUGAUGAUAUCAAAAUUCUGGAAAUCGCUGAUCCUAAAAAUCAAGAAAGCCUUCAAGAUGAAAAUAUCCCGGAACCUAUGGAUUGCGAGCAAACUUGGCCUACAGCUGAAGAGCUUGCUGAAGCGAAAGCUGCGAAACAAAAUAAAAUUAUCAAACGAGUUCCAAAGGGUACAUCAGCUUAUCAAGCAGCGUGGAUACCUGAUGACGGUGAUGAACUAGAUGAUGAUAAAUACUCCGAAAAUGACGAUGAUCAAAAUAUGGCAGUAGAACAAUCGGAUUUUGAUAAUGAAGCUGAUAAUAGUAAGGAAGAUGAUGAAGAAUAUGAAACAAUAACGAUUUCUGAAGCUCCAAUUGAUGAACAUAGAUAUGAUGAACAAAUAGACAUAAGAGAAGAACUACAAGCGAUUGACAUAUUGAAGAAAGCUAAUUUAGAUGCCAAAUUUCCUGAUGAAGUUGAUACUCCACAAGAUACAUUAGCCAAGAUUCGAUUUCAAAAGUAUCGUGGUUUGGAUUCGUUCAGAACAAGUCCAUGGGAUCCAAAAGAAAAUCUUCCUUUCGAUUACAGUAGAAUUUUUGAGUUCGAAAAUUAUAGAAAUACUAAAAAACGAGUGUUCAGGGAUGCUGAAGAAGUCAUUGGUGCAGAGCCUGGCUGGUAUGUUACAUUACAUAUAAAGAACGUCGACAAAGAACUGUAUGAUGCUUAUAGAGCUAUAAGUCCCAGACCACUGGUGGUCUUUGGUUUGCUUCAAUAUGAACAUAAAAUGUCAGUUUUAAAUGUGACAUUGCAGCGAACUAAUGAUUCCGGAGACCAACCUAUAGCAUCGAAAGAAAAAUUAUUAUUCCAGUGUGGCUUUAGAAGAUUUACAGCCUGUCCGCUUUUUAGUGAACAUAUUUCUGGAUCUAAACAUAAAUAUUUAAGAUUCUUUCAACCACAGGUGACAGCAGUAGCUACGAUGUAUGCACCAAUAUCGUUCUCUCCUUGUCCAGUCUUGUGCUAUAAGCAACAUAAAAAUGGUGAAUUAGAAUUAAUAGCUAAGGGCAAUGUCUUGUCCGUUGAUCCUAAUAGACUAAUAAUUAAACGCGUUGUACUGAGUGGCCAUCCAUUCAAGGUGUACAAACGGUCCGCAGUUAUUAGAUUCAUGUUUUUCAAUCGUGAAGAUAUUGAAUGGUUCAAACCUAUUGAGCUCUAUACAAAGUAUGGUAGAAGAGGUUACAUUAAGGAGCCUUUAGGAACCCACGGUCAUAUGAAAUGCAUUUUUAAGGGUCAGCUCAAGUCCCAAGAUACGGUGCUAAUGAAUUUAUAUAAACGAGUCUAUCCGAAAUGGACUUAUGAACCAUUAUCAUUUUAUGUAGAAAAUGAUGAAUAAUAAAUAGAAAGUAAAUUUACAAAACAAUUAUUUAUUUAAUUGUAAAAAAUAUGUAUAAAUUAACUUUUUCAUUUUUAUAUAUAUUUUUCGUUAGAAUUAAUUUCUAAACAUUCAACAAUAUUGUCUUGAUGACAAUAAUCAGAAGAACAACAAACAUUGUUGCAAUUAAGGGCUGUAAAGAAUAUAAUUUAUGUAAUAUUAUUAAUUAUUAGUAUAAAAAUAAUAUUUGUAUUAAUCUA